Molecule: messenger RNA, 597 nt
Organism: Thamnophis sirtalis
Lineage: Eukaryota; Metazoa; Chordata; Lepidosauria; Squamata; Natricidae
Gene: MRAP2
Product: melanocortin 2 receptor accessory protein 2
Biological process (GO): protein localization to plasma membrane; regulation of adenylate cyclase-activating G protein-coupled receptor signaling pathway
Cellular component (GO): endoplasmic reticulum; plasma membrane
Molecular function (GO): type 4 melanocortin receptor binding; type 1 melanocortin receptor binding; corticotropin hormone receptor binding
Source: RefSeq, a predicted model, not a curated record
AUGACGGAGCCUCACUAUAUUUCCAACAAAACAUCUCAACAUGCCCUAUUAUCUCAUUCUGAUUAUACCUGGGAAUAUGAAUAUUAUGAAUAUGACCCGGUUUCCUUUGAAGACCUCAAGGCUCACAAAUAUUCCAUUGUGAUCGGAUUUUGGGUCGGCCUUGCUGUCUUUGUCAUUUUUAUGUUCUUCGUGCUGACCUUGUUGACCAAGACUGGAGUACCACACCAAGAGCGUAUACAUUCUUCUGAGAAAAAACUCUGCACAAACAACUUUGUAGCUGACUUUGGACAGCCACUGGAUUCUGAGCGAAUUUUUUCUCAGCAACUGUUUCUCCAUUGCUACAUCAAUGAACUUGAGGACACGGAUAGAACCAAGCAGUGUCCCAAGGUGCCGGUUAUGGACACUAACAUCCACUUCCAAGAAGUAAUUGAGAACGGUAGACGACUGGGAGGGGAGCUGAACUGCCAUACGAAAUUCAACAUUCCUAACUUUGUGAAUUAUGAUUCUCUGGGUGAAGAUGACUUAUUAAUUUCUGAGCCAUCUAUCAUUCUGGAGAACAAACCAGUGAGUCAAGUCUCUUGCCAGAUUCUUGACUAA